AUGGCAAGGGGACCUUCAUACCUUGUUGGGAUCGACUUUGGCACAACGUAUAGCGGAGUCGCUUGGGCACUUGAUGGAUCAACGGGGUCUGACGAGGACAUCACUUUAGUAUCAACAUGGCAGGAUAAAAGCAACCGAACCUAUGCCAAAGUUCCGUCAGUGAUCGCUUAUGACAAGGCUCGACGUGAAAAAUGGGGCUACCAGGUCGAUGCUUGCACUGAGAGUUUUCGAGGAAUCAAAUUGCUGCUGGAUGAAGAUCAGAAGUUCGAUUAUGCCCAAUCGUUGGCCUCAAGGAAGUUGCUGGAGCUGUGUAAUAAGGAUGCGGUGCAAGUGACCGCGGACUACUUGGAGUGUCUUAUUAAACAUUCCAAGAAGAUCAUGAUGAAAGACCGCUUAAUGCCAGAUGAAGCCAAUAUGAAUUUGCGAUUUGUUCUGACCGUCCCAGCCGUGUGGUCUGACAAAGCCAAAGAUGCGACAAUGAGGGCUGCGAUUCAAGCAGGCAUUUCGGCGGAGGAUCUUUCCCUAAUUUCCGAGCCCGAAGCCGCGGCGUUGCAUGCGUUGCGCAAGGUUUUGCCAGAUUCGUUCUCCGAAAAUGACGUGUUCGUUGUUUGUGAUGCCGGAGGGGGAACAGUGGACCUCAUUUCAUAUCAAAUCAAGACCCUAGAGCCCCUAGAGCUCGUGGAGGUGACCGAGGGAACAGGACGUGCUUGUGGAUCCAUGUUCUUAGAUGAUCGAUUUGAAGACCUCCUUCGUGGUAGAAUGGGCGCCGAUAAGUACGACUCGUUGUCGAAUGUAUCCAAGGAUGCGGUACGAUCUUACUGGCAAGAACGCGUGAAACCUUACUAUACUGGAAGGCAGGAGAAGAGUGAGGUACCCAUUGCAUCGAGCAUAUCGUACAGCGACUCUAAAGACUCCGAUACAAUCAGUGAGGAUGAAUACGCUGAGACCGACAAAUUCAUUCCAAUUGCAGGGGCGAAAGACGAUCCAACGAUUCCCAUUGUAGAAGGGUGCUUCCCGCUGAGCCCUGGCGACCUCGAGAACAUUUUUGAGCCUAUCAUACGGGACGUCGAAGAGCUUGUUGCCGGACAGAUAGCGGAUAUAACACGACUUGGGCGCUCGACAAAGGCCAUUGUCCUUGUUGGUGGUUUCGGAUCCUCACACUACCUUUUCCGCCGGUUGCAAGAAGGCAACCCAGCUGUGAGGAUUGUGCAGCCAGAAGAUGCUUGGUCUGCAGUUGUGAGGGGUGCUGUGCAUCGUGGAUUACAAGGCAAUCAGGUUGAAAGUAGAAUUGCUCGUCAGCAUUACGGAACUAGAUGCAGCCAGGUGUGGCUCUCAGACGUCCAUGGACCAAAGAAUAAGUAUUGGGAUGACUUAGAGGAAAUAUAUCGAGCCAACGAGAUGAGUUGGAUCAUCAAAAAGUCCUCCCCAAUGUACGAGGAUCAACCGGUUAAGUUAGAUUUCUAUGUCAGUGUUCACGUUGACAACGCCGAGAGCAAAUUGCUCCGCCAUAUUACUUUUUACCGCUGCAAUAGUGCGAAGGCACCAAAAGUCGAAGACGACAGUCUUAUAAAGCUGUGUACCUUGGAGGCCGACCUUACUAAGAUUCCUCGAUCUUUAUUUGUGAAGAGACGCAACUCAAAGGGGGUCGAGUAUUACGAUAUCUCAUAUGUGCUUGUGAUGACGUCCGCGUCCGCCGCGCUGAUCUUUGAACUUCAAUUCGAGGGGAUGUCUUAUGGGAGCGUUCGAUCCAAGUAUUAUUGA
Molecule: messenger RNA, 1761 nt
Organism: Aspergillus affinis
Lineage: Eukaryota; Fungi; Ascomycota; Eurotiomycetes; Eurotiales; Aspergillaceae
Product: Hsp70 family protein
Exons: 13
Coding region: 1-1761 (586 amino acids)
Molecular function (GO): ATP binding; ATP-dependent protein folding chaperone
Source: RefSeq, a predicted model, not a curated record